Molecule: messenger RNA, 2051 nt
Organism: Lathyrus oleraceus (garden pea)
Lineage: Eukaryota; Viridiplantae; Streptophyta; Magnoliopsida; Fabales; Fabaceae
Product: probable protein phosphatase 2C 35
Exons: 5
Coding region: 418-1677 (419 amino acids)
Biological process (GO): protein dephosphorylation
Molecular function (GO): cation binding; protein serine/threonine phosphatase activity
Source: RefSeq, a predicted model, not a curated record
UAAAUAAAAUAAAGUGAAGAACUGAUUUUUCUAACGUUAUCUUUGAAGAAAGAUUGGUUUUGUUUGAGCAGAAAGAAAUCAACUAAUGAUGCAACGCACAAUAGAAUCUAAAAUCUUCUUCUUCUCGUCUCUCUCUCAUUCCAAAAUUCUUCUCCUGAAUUUUCCUUUCUACUCUUCCUUCUGCAUUAGGGUUUUCCUUCAUGCUCCACUGUUUCCGUUCUCCGCAGGUGCACUGCACCCAACGAUAGGGUUUGCACUUGAUCCCCAAUUUCUAAUAAUGAUCCAAGGGUCAAGUUUGGAGUGAUAAUGUGAAGGAGUUUCUCCAAGCAUCUACAUUUGUAGUUCCUGCUUUCUAUAAAGUUGUUUUUUUUUGGUGCUUUCAGUUUCAGGUAUUGUUUACAAACCCCUCUUUGGAACAUGGGUUGUUCCCAUGGCAAGUGUUGCUGUGUCAAAUCUUCUUCAUUGGAUAGAGAUUCUAGAAAAACUGGCUUCCAUCAUAGUCAUAGGAAGAACAUACUGGCUCAGAGAGUACUGAAACAUGUUUCUGUUCCUUCACAUAACUUUGUUUUGGAAUAUACCUUUCUCACACUGCGAGGAUACUACCCUGAUUCACUGGAUAAACAAAACCAAGAUAAUUUUUGCAUCAGGACUCAAAUUCAAGGUAACCCCAAUAUUCAUUUCUUUGGUGUUUUUGAUGGGCAUGGUCAGUUUGGUAGUCAGUGUUCAAACUUUGUUAGGGAUAGGUUGGUAGAGAAAUUAUCUAAUGACCCUGCAUUGGUGGAUGAUCCUGUUCAAGCUUACGAUUCUGCCUUCUUGGCAACAAAUCAUGAAUUGCAUACUAGUGACAUUGAUGAUUCUAUGAGUGGCACAACGGGAAUUACAGUGCUUGUUAUUGGAGAUACCCUCUAUGUUGCUAAUGUUGGUGAUUCGAGAGCUGUGUUAGCUGUUAAGGAUGGGGAUCAAAUUGUUGCACAGGACUUGUCCUCUGAUCAGACACCAUUUCGGAGAGAUGAAUAUGAGAGAGUGAAACUUUGUGGAGCAAGGGUGUUGAGUGUUGAUCAAGUGGAAGGGCUCAAGGAUCCAAGUAUCCAACAUUGGGGUAACGAAGAGAGUUGGGAUGGCGAUCCUCCGAGAUUAUGGCUUCCAAAUGGGAUGUAUCCUGGAACUGCAUUUACAAGGAGUUUAGGGGAUAGGUUGGCGGAAACAAUUGGUGUGGUUGCUACUCCUGAGGUGUCAAUAGUUCGGCUUACACCUAAUCAUCUCUUCUUUGUUGUUGCUAGUGAUGGCAUAUUUGAAUUCUUGUCAAGCCAAACCGUUGUUGAUAUGACAGCGAAAUUUACAGAUCCCCGUGAUGCAUGUGCGGCCAUUACCGAAGAGUCAUAUAAACUAUGGUUGGAACUUGUGAAUCGAACAGAUGACAUAACAAUUAUCAUUGUCCAGAUUAAAGGAUUCUCUAAUUCAAGUACAUCCGGAGUUGAAUCAAGUGAGGUCAAUGUUGGUACUGCAAUGAGAACCAGGACAGGAACUUCUGAGAUAUCUGCUACUACAGAUAUUGAUGUUUAUCGUUCUGUGACGAGCAGUUUCUCUGAUUCACAAUCAUGCCAGCACGUGGCUUCAACGAGGAGCCCAGACACAGUUGUUCACUCUCAAUCAUGUCAAAGAUCAACUGAAUCAUGAUCAAAGAAAAGGAUUUUACAGAAGCUCACCACAUCUCGUUGUAAAUUCUCCUAAGUGGUACUAGUACAUUUAUAUGUUCCAACCUUUCUGAGUCUUUUGCAUUGGUCUUGUAACAUUUACCGGUCACUGUAUAUUUGGUUGUUCAAGGUUGCCGGUAUGUAUGAGGUGCACUGUCAUGGAAGCAAAACAUGGCCUUGUUGAGAAAGUAGAAAUUAAAGUUGGUAAAAUUCAAGUUACUUGUUUAGCUAUACCUUUUUCAGAAAGAAAAGAAAACUUGUUUAACCAUACAGAAUCUCAUCUUGAGAAUGUUUUAUUGUAUCAGUAAGAUAAUAAUCUGUAUCAAAUUGCUCCUUAAUCUGAUAUUAUUUUGUUCA